Molecule: messenger RNA, 555 nt
Organism: Cooperia oncophora
Lineage: Eukaryota; Metazoa; Nematoda; Chromadorea; Rhabditida; Trichostrongylidae
Source: the annotation of a GenBank genome assembly
AUGAUAAAACUUGACAAGAAACAUUUAACCCUGGGAGAACCAAACGAGAAGGAUACCGUGAGUGAGUCUUCUGAUAACCAGAAGAAAUACCUCAUAAUAGAUUGUUCUGGAUUUGCCUACGUGGACAUCAUGGGAGUGAAUAUCCUCAAAGAGAUCCACGAAGACUUGCGUAAAAAGAACAUCUGUGUGUCCUUUGCUGCUGCCAAAGCUCCGGUACGUGAGCUGUUCGAAGCUAGCGGUCUUUAUGCAGCAGUGGCCAAGAGCAACUUCUAUCCUACAAUCUACGAUGCAAUAGCAUACGCUCAAAUGGAGAGCGGUCUUUAUGCAGCAGUAGCCAAGAGCAACUUCUAUCCUACAAUCUACGAUGCAAUAGCAUACGCUCAAAUGGAGAGAGGUGUCGCAACCCCGGACCAUAUGGCAUCACACAAUAGUUUCGUUAAUCACGUGGACACGACAGAUGAAGCCGUGCAAUGUCCCGAGGUGUCUACAGAAGAACGCCAUUCGGUUCUAGGACGACAGAAGCGGGGUAGAUUCUGGUUAAGGGCCAUCGAUUGA